UUAUCUUUGACAAGCACUUUGGCACCAUACAUCGCACCAUUUAUACGUUACGUUUGACAAGUGAUUUGUCCACACUGCCAAUAUCCACUAGCAAGGAUCUCAUUCAGAAAAAUCUCAGCUACAUACACUAAAGAGGAGCUUUCAGAUUUAAGUUGGAAACUAAAACAAACUAAUUUAGAAUUCAACGCUAACAUGCCUAUAUAAACACCAAAAACAAUCCUGAAUAGCACACCACAACACAUCUUUCAAACAUUUCACUGACCAGCCUAAAAGUAGUUAUUCCAAUUGUCUGUCACACUACAGGAGCCACCAUGGUUGCAAAAAAUCAGUUCUAUCAUAUUUCACUAGCAUUGCUUUUCUGCAUGGGAUUCUUGGCUUUUCAAGUCUCAUGUCGCAGCCUCCAAGAUGCCACCAUGUAUGAGAGGCAUGAGGAAUGGAUGGCUCGUUAUGGCAAAUGGUACAAGGACCCUCAAGAAAGGGAAAAGCGUUUCAGGAUAUUCAAGGAAAAUGUGAAUUACAUUGAAGCCUUCAACAGUGCUGCCAAUAAACCUUAUAAGUUAGCCAUCAAUCAAUUUGCAGACCUCACCAACGAGGAGUUCAUAGCUUCAAGAAAUAGAUUCAAGGGGCACAUGUGUUCCUCAAUCAUAAGGUCAACCACUUUUAAGUAUGAAAAUGUGACUGCAGUACCAUCCACUGUAGACUGGAGGCAAAAGGGUGCAGUGACACCCGUCAAGGACCAAGGCCAGUGUGGAUGCUGCUGGGCUUUUUCUGCUGUUGCAUCAACUGAAGGAAUUCACAAACUGAGUACUGGAAAAUUGAUCUCUUUGUCAGAACAAGAACUUGUUGAUUGUGACAUAAAAGGGGUGGACCAAGGUUGUGCGGGUGGUCUUAUGGAUGAUGCUUUCAAAUUCAUCAUUAAAAAUAAUGGACUCAACACCGAAGCCAAUUACCCCUAUAAGGGUGUUGAUGGAAAAUGCAAUGCAAAUGCAGCAGCCAAUGCUGCUAGCAUUACUGGGUACGAGGAUGUCCCUGCAAACAGUGAGAAGGCACUGCAAAAGGCUGUGGCCAAUCAACCAGUUUCUGUUGCCAUUGAUGCCAGUGGCUCUGACUUUCAGUUUUACAAGAGUGGUGUCUUCACCGGUUCAUGUGGAACUGAGUUGGACCACGGUGUGACUGCUGUGGGAUAUGGUGUCAGCGAUGAUGGAAGUGAGUAUUGGUUGGUUAAGAACUCAUGGGGAACAGAGUGGGGUGAAGAAGGUUACAUUAGGAUGCAAAGAGGUGUGGCUGCUCAAGAAGGACUCUGUGGCAUAGCUAUGAUGGCAUCUUACCCUACUGCAUAAUUAUCAAAUUUGUACACUACUAUUUGUAUUUCUAAACUGUGUUAUGUUGUGUAUAACGUGUAUUUCUCAUGAAUCAUUGUAUUUGGAAAUAUUAUUAAUGAUGAAAUGAAAAAUUUGUCUUGUGACUAAACAUGUUCUGAUGGUUCAUAGUUUAUAUUUUGCAAUUGAUCAGCUCCUACUGUAUCCCAAGUUAUGGGUCCACUACAACCUUCGUCUGUUCUUGGAACUCCAGUUACCAACAUGUCUUUUGACGUCUUGGAACCAUAUCGCUGAGCCACCAGCAAAUGUGCCAAAUGUUUUGUUUUACAUUUUUCUUUUUGUUAUUAAAAUAUGUAAUCAUUAUUGAGGAAGGCUCUAUUUUCAUAGGAAGUUCUUGGGUUUGUUAGACGACAUGGGAUUGACCGGAGCGACACACACUGUUCCUCUUAACUGUUGCUAUAGCAGUGGCCAAGGCAAGCCAAAUAAAGAUUGGAAUACUCCUUUUUUAAUUUGAACUUGAUUCUCUUGAAGUUAACAUAAUGGCUUAAUCACGAGAUAUUUGACACGAACUUUUUGUAAAACUUAAAGAAUGAAGUUUUGGAUAAUGGGGGCACAGGCACUUCUUCAGUUUUGAUUGAACUAAAACUUUACACUUUGUCGAAUUGACGACAAUGAAAUUCAUGUGAUAAUGAGAAAGAAGUAUGACAAACAUGCAUGAGACACUUUGAUAUUUUAUUUUAAUUUACCAUUGUUAAAAGACGGUGACAAUCGUUUCCUUAAUAUGUGCAACAUACUACGUAC
Vigna angularis (adzuki bean) is the source of this 2120-nucleotide messenger RNA. Its product is annotated as senescence-specific cysteine protease SAG39. The record is from RefSeq and is a predicted model, not a curated record. Gene Ontology annotation, molecular function: cysteine-type endopeptidase activity. The transcript has 2 exons. Gene Ontology annotation, cellular component: lysosome. Lineage: Eukaryota; Viridiplantae; Streptophyta; Magnoliopsida; Fabales; Fabaceae. Bases 312 to 1340 code for a protein of 342 amino acids.